Eleginops maclovinus (Patagonian blennie) is the source of this 3120-nucleotide messenger RNA. It is a transcript of the gene pfkpa, whose product is annotated as phosphofructokinase, platelet a. The record is from RefSeq and is a predicted model, not a curated record. Gene Ontology annotation, cellular component: cytoplasm; 6-phosphofructokinase complex; membrane. Gene Ontology annotation, biological process: fructose 6-phosphate metabolic process; fructose 1,6-bisphosphate metabolic process; canonical glycolysis. NCBI's taxonomy places the organism in Eukaryota, Metazoa, Chordata, Actinopteri, Perciformes, Eleginopidae. The transcript has 22 exons. Gene Ontology annotation, molecular function: monosaccharide binding; AMP binding; fructose-6-phosphate binding. Bases 152 to 2518 code for a protein of 788 amino acids.
CAGGCAGAAGCAGAGCAUAGCGGGCAUAUAUAGGUAGAGAGGGGGCGGACGAGUGUUGCCCUUCAUCAUUUGAGCACAAUUUUAUACUGUUGCGGGUUCAUUCUAUUCUUUUAUCGAUUUGGAUUGGGAUAUACACUGAACCGCUGUGAAAAUGGCGCAGCCAGACACCAAGAAAAUAUUCUUUGAAAACCUGUCGGGAGCAGGAAAAGCCAUCGCAGUGUUGACGAGCGGAGGGGAUGCUCAAGGGAUGAAUGCUGCUGUACGUGCCGUGGUUCGAAUGGGGUUAUAUGUGGGAGCAAAAGUUUAUUUCAUUCAUGAGGGGUAUCAGGGUAUGGUGGACGGUGGAGAGAACAUAGAGGAAGCCACAUGGGAAAGUGUCUCCAGCAUGCUACAAGUGGGUGGGACCGUUAUCGGUAGCGCCCGCUGUAAAGAGUUCCGCAGCCAUGAAGGACGCCUGAAGGCAGCACACAACCUGGUGCUGCAAGGCAUCACCAACCUGUGCGUGAUAGGAGGAGAUGGCAGUCUGACGGGGGCCAACCUCUUCAGGGAGGAGUGGAGCGGGCUGCUGACGGAGCUGGUGGACCAAGGCUUAAUUGAAGCUGAUGCGGUUCAGAAGUAUUCAGCCCUUCACAUCGUGGGCAUGGUCGGCUCCAUCGAUAAUGACUUCUGUGGAACUGACAUGACAAUCGGCACGGACUCAGCUCUCCACAGAAUCAUCGAAGUGGUGGACGCGAUCAUGACAACUGCACAGAGUCACCAGAGAACGUUUGUGUUAGAGGUCAUGGGCAGACACUGCGGCUACCUGGCCUUGGUCAGCGCCCUGGCUUGCGGAGCAGACUGGGUGCUGAUACCCGAGAUGCCCCCGGAGGACGGCUGGGAGGACAAGAUGUGUCAGAAACUGUCUGCGAACCGAGCAGGGAUGAAAAGGCUGAAUAUCAUAAUUGUAGCCGAAGGGGCAAUUGAUCAAAACAACAGGCCCAUUACAACUGAGAAUAUCAAGAAUCUUGUUGUCAAAUGCCUGGGGUUCGACACGCGAGUGACAAUCCUGGGGCAUGUGCAGAGAGGAGGAACCCCUUCUGCUUUUGACCGCAUCCUGGCCAGUCGUAUGGGUGUUGAGGCUGUUCUCGCCCUUCUGGAGACCACAGCUAACACACCAGCCUGCGUGGUGUCUCUGUGCGGGAACCAAUCGGUGCGCCUGCCUCUGAUGGAGUGUGUGCAGAUGACUCAAGAGGUGCAGAGGGCCAUGGACGGGAAGCGGUUUGAGGAGGCGGUGAAGCUCCGGGGCAGGAGCUUUGAGAACAACCUGAGGACGUACAAACUGCUGGCUCAUCGCAAACCAGAAUCUGAACUGCCAGUCAGCAACUUUAAUGUGGCCGUGUUGAAUGUGGGGGCCCCUGCAGCGGGCAUGAACGCCGCCGUGCGUUCAGCCGUCAGGGUGGGCAUCUCUGAGGGCCACAAGAUGUUUGCCGUCAGCGAUGGGUUUGAGGGAUUCUACAAAGGGCAGAUAAGGGAGAUUAAAUGGGCUGAUGUCGGAGGAUGGACAGGGCAGGGUGGAUCUCUGUUGGGAACCAAAAGAACACUUCCUGCAAAGCAUGUUGACAAAAUUGCUGAGCAGAUCAGAAUGAAUAACAUUAAUGCACUCUUAAUUGUCGGUGGAUUUGAGGCCUUUGAGAGUCUGCUGCAGCUGUACGAGGCGCGCGCUACCUAUGAGGAGUUUUGCAUUCCGAUGUGUAUGCUGCCUGCCACCAUAAGUAACAAUGUGCCGGGCACCGAUCUAAGUAUCGGGGCAGACACGGCCCUCAAUGCCAUCGUGGAGACUUGUGACCGCAUCAAGCAGUCGGCCAGCGGCACCAAGAGACGCGUGUUCAUCAUCGAGACCAUGGGAGGCUACUGCGGCUACCUGGCCAGCGUGGGGGGGCUGGCUGCUGGAGCUGAUGCUGCAUAUAUUUACGAGGAGCCAUUUGACAUCAAAGACCUUCAGGCCAAUGUCGAGCAUCUGACAGAGAAAAUGAAGACCAGCAUUCAAAGAGGACUGGUCCUCAGGAAUGAGAACUGUAACGAGAACUACACCACAGACUUUAUCUACCAGCUGUACUCUGAAGAAGGGAAAGGAGUGUUUGACUCCAGGAAGAAUGUGCUGGGACACAUGCAGCAGGGAGGAGCACCGUCUCCAUUCGACCGUAACUUUGGCACCAAGAUCUCUGCCAAGGCGAUGCAGUGGGUCACCAAAAAGCUGACGGAGACAUUCAGACAGGGCAGAGUGUUCGCUAACACCGAGGACUCCUGCUGUCUGCUGGGGAUGCGGCGCAGGGCUCUUGUAUUCCAGCCCGUCGUACAACUCAAGGACGAGACAGACUUUGUUCACAGAAUCCCUAAGGAGCAGUGGUGGUUGAAGCUGCGUCCCCUGAUGAAGAUCCUGGCUAAGUACAAGACGAGCUACGACGUGUCGGACUCCGGACAGCUGGAGCACGUUGUACGCAACCGGCCCAAAGAGUCGGACGCCUCGGUAGCCAUGUGAAGUACAAACGGUGCUCCCCAAAGUCCAGACUGUGUGAGGCGUGUGUCGUAAAAGAGCUCCAGUAAUAACCCAAACCUCCGUCUCCAUUUGGCCACAGUGUUCAUUUCCUGUCCGUCAUUUCCCCCUAUGUCAGUCAUCUCUGUUUCGUCUUGGAAUGAACUGUAAUGUAGCCUCAGCAGUGCUCCUAAUACUAAACACACACACAGCUGUCCCGCCAUACAUCUAUGUGUCCUCGUUGCCCUGGAUGUUUAGUGUGACCGCUGUUACAAAUUGCACUUUCUCCGAGAAUAGACUCUGUAUCUGAUGUAAGACAGGGUGUGUAUCUGCCUAGAACCAGUGUGAGGUUCAGCAUAUUUAUGUGAGACUGAUGCAAUACAGUUCUAACGCUGCGAGUCAAAAGAACUGCGUGCUGUGCUUUACACUGAAACUAAUAUUUAUCUUUUUAACAUUGUUUAUUAUUUUUUGCUCGUAAACAUGGAUAUAUUGUUAACUGUAGGCACUGCUGUACUGAGUAGCUGUCUGUCCUGUUGCACCAACAAGUUCAGUGUGUACGAGACUAAUGUUUCCCACAGAAUAAAAUCAGACUUGAGAAGUGAACCCUA